Messenger RNA from Trichomonas vaginalis G3, 435 nucleotides. RefSeq lists its product as uncharacterized. The record is from RefSeq and is a predicted model, not a curated record. Lineage: Eukaryota; Parabasalia; Trichomonadida; Trichomonadidae. Bases 1 to 435 code for a protein of 144 amino acids. The transcript has a single exon.
AUGUUAGAUGAAAUUCAUAGACAAGAACGUGAAGAGCUAGAGAACAAGCUUGAAGCAAAAGACAAAAACAUACAGAAAAGAAUACCACGUUCGGUACCAAAAGGAAAGGAAAAGAACUAUAAGUAUAUGAUUUAUACUGAAGAGAUGGAAAAUGAAGAAGACAGAGAUAUGGUUAUGUUGCAUUUAGUCAGAAGAAACAACAAAAGCUUUUACGACCUUGCUAAGAUUUACAAAUCUGACAGAAAUUGGUUCUAUCGCGAAAACUUACCGAUUUCAAUGACCCCAAAUGAAGAUGUGAAACAAAUAGUUCAAGAUACGUUACCUCAAACACACUAUGAUAUGAAAGGUUGUACAAUACUUACAUUCAAAGAAGAUUUGCCAUUGUUAAAGGAAAAAAUAACAGAGUAUUUUGACAACUUCAAACAAGCAGAGUAA